Molecule: messenger RNA, 615 nt
Organism: Adelges cooleyi (spruce gall adelgid)
Lineage: Eukaryota; Metazoa; Arthropoda; Insecta; Hemiptera; Adelgidae
Gene: RpL28
Product: 60S ribosomal protein L28
Exons: 5
Coding region: 154-579 (141 amino acids)
Biological process (GO): translation
Cellular component (GO): ribosome; cytosolic large ribosomal subunit
Molecular function (GO): structural constituent of ribosome
Source: RefSeq, a predicted model, not a curated record
ACCAUGUGGUUACGUUGUCCGACUUCGUUUUUUGAGGUUCUCUUCUCUUUUUCGUUUGUACGUAUAAUUUGUCAAGAGAACAAAUUGUGCUGUUGGAUUGAACUUUAAAAUUUGUAGUGAUAUUUCGACAAUAAGUUAAAUCAACUCGUCAUCAUGUCGGCUGAUUUGAGUUGGAUGAUCAUUAGAAACAACAAUGCCUUCUUAUCUAAGAAGACUAACAUUAAGAAGCCAUUUAGCAAGGAACCCAUGAACCUGACCAACUUGGCCUCUAAACGUUAUAAUGGUCUCGUUAACGACAACAGCAUCGGUGUUGAACCCGGUCCUAAUAACAAAGGUUUCACCGUUAUCACCAAGAAGCGCAAGUUGGCGUAUAAACCUGGAAAGGCCCUAAUCAAAACCACUUUCUCGUCUGGACCAAGACGAUCACUGUUCAAACUGCGCAAAUAUCUGCUUGGCAACAGCUACAGGAAAGAUUUGAUACAGGCUUCCUUGAGAAGGGCUAGCGCCAUUUUGGAAUCGCAGAAAAGAGCAGCGUUGACCCUCAAGAAAUUAGGAAAAAGCAAAAAAUCCGAUGCUUAAGUUUUAAAAUAAUAUAUUUUUUUUCUUUAAGUACAA